Molecule: messenger RNA, 2016 nt
Organism: Oikopleura dioica
Lineage: Eukaryota; Metazoa; Chordata; Appendicularia; Copelata; Oikopleuridae
Source: the annotation of a GenBank genome assembly
AUGAUGAGGCCAUCUAUAUCGGAAUCGGAAAUCGAUGAGCCAAUAGACCUUACAGGAGAGUCUUCAUCAAGUUCAAUUCUGAGGCCCUCGCAGAGGGAGAACUUGCCGUCUUCAGAAUCCCAGGAAAGCUUGGAUUCUUCAUCAAAGUCUGUCCCUAAUCUCAAGGAACUUCAAAUCACGAACUCACAAGAGCCUCCCGUCGCACAGCGUAUGCGUUCCUCAUCGCGCACCAAUGUAAAGCAUCUGGACAAGCCUGAUGACUCGGGAGAAAUUGUAUUAAAAAUAGAUACCGCCGAGCUGGAAAAAAUGAAAGUCAAGAAAUGUCGAUUCCCAAGACUCACCUCAUUGCCUUUUCUUGGAGAGAUCGCGGAGUCCUUCGCCAACUCCGUAAAUAAUUAUGAGAACCGACUUCGUUAUCUGAAAAAGAAGCAUCCUCGGACAGAAAGCGACGACGAAAAAGAAUGGUUUUACAGGCCAAGAGGUUCACAUGACAACGUAUCAGCUUCUUCAAAUCCGCACACAUCAAAUUUACCUUUGUCAGUUGAAUAUAACCUCUAUUUUCCAACCGAUAAAAUGAUGCCCGACGCAACUCCCUCUGAAAUCGCCAGAAUCGACCAUUACAGAGACAUGUUCAAGUGGGAAAAGCGUCAUACGAACUGCGCAAAGCGCAAAGUGGAAUACAUAGUGGACUUCAAGCGAAAAAAUCAGCACGAUUUGUACAAAGUAAAAUGGUGCGGCAUUCCGGAGGUUGGCGCGACCUGGGUGCGGCUGAUCGACAUUCCUUUGCAUCGCUACAACUUCAGUCAGAAAAUAAACGAUUUCUGGAAAGCGGCUAAAAAAGUACUACCUCACAAGAAGAUGCCCGUUGUCCGUCGUUCUAACUACUCGAUUCCUCCUGAGUACUCGGCAAAGAUAAUCACCGACUACGUCAAAGAAAAACACCAAAUUAUGAAAAAGAUAUUAGCGCAAAAUCCUCUUGGUGAGAAUCUAAUGAUCGAAAAUGAAUUCGACUUGUACAAAACGCCAUUUUCAUUUGAGUUCAUCAAAGAGAACAAAUUCAUCGGGAACGAAACACAGCGGGAAGAAUUUCGAAAGGAACUAGAAAGUCAGGAAGAAGUUGCGAAUGCGAUGGGGCAUUUAUGCAUGGAGGAGUGCGGCGAAUGCACGACAGAGUUGUAUAACCAAUACGACUUGGCUCCUCAUAAAGCGACUUGGACGAAGUACAGACAUUAUCAACACGUUCUGACAGAAGAAGGCGAUGACUACUGGAAAGUCGUCCAUCCACAUAAGUUCCUCAUCUUCGAGUGCACAGAUGGCUGUGUUUGCCGUAAAAAUGGAACUUGCAAAAACGAUCAGCUUUCGAAACUCCGAGCAAACUACAAGAAAACGAAGUUUUCCGUCUUCAGAACUGGCGACGACCGUGGUUGGGGGCUGAAAGCCAUGCAGCGUUUCAAAGAAGGCGAGGCAGUCAUAGAAUACGUCGGCGAACUGAUGAGAGAGGAGACGUUUCGACAGGCAGAGACAAAACUUUGGCGAAAGGGCCUUAUGUACAGUAUGGACUUGCCGGUAAACGACAACAACUUCCAUGAAUAUGUUAUCGACUCGUCAAGGAAGGGCAACCAUAGCCGGCUUAUUAACCAUUCCUGCGACCCGAACUUGACCGUUUACAAUAUCAUCAAAGAUGAUAGAAAUGUGAAUCGCCCGUGCCCAGUUCUCUUUGCGUUGAAAGACAUAGAACCCGGCACUGAAUUGACGUUCAACUACAAGGUCAAGGUGAAGCAGGCGAAAGAAGAGGAUGAUUCGAGCGACGGAUCGUCAACUGAAGGAGACUCAGAAGAGGUUGAAUGGGCAGGCGAAAACGGACAGCCAUUCGUCUGUCAAUGUGGAAGUAAAAAUUGCAAAGAUCGUCAGCAGAAAAACAUGAAGAAAAAGAAGAAGCAGGAUAGUAAAAAGCGGAAGAUUCAGACAAGUUCGAAGAAUAAACCGAGUAAAAAGCCAAAAGCCGAAGAUAUCUAA